AUAUAUAAUUUCACAGAGUCACACCUAACCUGUCCAUCUCAAUUCUCAAGUUGUAACUCCCACCAGGAGCAAAGUAAAUGGCGUCUUCUCUCUCUACCAAACCCUUUCUCGGAGCUUUAUCUUCCGACGAACCUUCACGCUUCGGCUCUCUACGCCAUUCCGAUCUCCGUUCUGCAGUCCUCCGAAUCUCAACUAGCCGUCAGUCACGCCCUAGAACACUCGAGAUACAAGCUGUUGGAAGUACAUAUGGAAACUACUUUCGUGUUACAACAUUUGGUGAAUCUCAUGGCGGAGGAGUUGGUUGUGUGGUUGAUGGAUGUCCCCCUCGAAUUCCCCUUUCAGAGGCUGAUCUACAAGUAGAUCUUGACAGAAGGAGGCCAGGUCAGAGCCGUAUUACUACACCUAGAAAAGAAACCGACACAUGCCACAUAUAUUCAGGUGUUGCUGAAGGAUUUACUACUGGAUCUCCGAUCAUGAUUAAAGUACCCAAUACAGAUCAAAGGGGAAAGGAUUACAGUGAAAUGUCAAUGGCUUAUAGACCUUCUCAUGCUGAUGCAACUUAUGACUUUAAGUAUGGUACAAGAUCAGUGGAGGGUGGUGGUCGAUCGUCUGCUAGAGAGACAAUUGGGAGAGUCGCUGCUGGCGCUGUUGCUAAGAAAAUUCUCAAGGCAUAUGCAGGAACUGAGAUCCUUGCCUAUGUCUCUCAAGCUCACAAGAUUGUACUUCCAGAGGGCCUAGUGGAUCAUGAGACAUUGACGCUUGAUCAGGUAGAAAGCAACAUCGUUAGGUGCCCUGAUCCUGAGUAUGCAGAGAAGAUGAUUGCUGCUAUUGAUGCUGUCCGAGUGAGAGGUGAUUCUGUUGGUGGUGUUGUUACAUGUAUUGUGAGAAACGUCCCACGUGGACUUGGCUCACCAGUUUUUGACAAACUAGAAGCUGAAUUGGCUAAGGCGGCUUUGUCAUUACCUGCAACCAAGGGCUUUGAGUUUGGCAGCGGAUUUGCAGGUACCUUUUUGACUGGUAGUGAGCAUAAUGAUGAGUUUUUUAUGGAUGAACAUGGACGGGUUAGGACAAGAACAAACCGGUCAGGUGGAAUACAGGGUGGUAUAUCCAAUGGAGAGACCAUACACAUGAGAAUAGCCUUCAAACCUACAUCGACAAUCGGAAGGAAGCAAAACACAGUGACCAGAGAUAAAAAGGAAACAGAACUUAUUGCUCGUGGCCGACAUGAUCCCUGUGUUGUCCCAAGAGCGGUCCCGAUGGUGGAAGCGUCGGUGGCGUUAGUGCUGAUCGAUCAGUUGCUGGCACAAUACGCUCAGUGUCAGUUGUUCCCCAUCAAUCCUGAAUUCCAGGAGCCGUUGCAGAUGCCGACGCUUGAACAGAGCGGCAUUUCACUUUAAAGCUCUCCAGAGAGUCCUCAAAACAAAAGGCAAACAUUUCAUAACAAUAGUUGGUGGGUCUGUGUUUGUUGUUGUUACCUGUAAUUCCCUUUUUUGGUUGCUUUACCAUAAUAAUCAGGAAUUGGGCAUUAUUUUUGGCUUGUUUGUAUAAGUAAAGGGGUGUUAUAAUUUUGAUUUGUUUUCUUCAGAACAGUUCUGAAAUUUUCCUAAUAAUUGAAAGUGGUUUUUAUUA
Cynara cardunculus var. scolymus (artichoke) is the source of this 1629-nucleotide messenger RNA. Its product is annotated as chorismate synthase 1, chloroplastic. Gene Ontology annotation, cellular component: cytosol. NCBI's taxonomy places the organism in Eukaryota, Viridiplantae, Streptophyta, Magnoliopsida, Asterales, Asteraceae. The record is from RefSeq and is a predicted model, not a curated record. Gene Ontology annotation, molecular function: FMN binding; chorismate synthase activity. The coding region runs from base 78 to 1397 and encodes 439 amino acids. The transcript has 13 exons. Gene Ontology annotation, biological process: chorismate biosynthetic process; aromatic amino acid biosynthetic process.